AGCCACUGGCAGUAUGAAAUACUCAGCUCCGGGCUGUGGAAGAGUCACAUCUACCCAGGAACAUGCUGUCUGCUCUGCUCAUUGGACUCCUCACAGUCCUGCUCUAUCUCUUCAUAUCUGCAUGGAGGAAACGGCAACAUUUACCCCCGGGGCCAACUCCAUGGCCUAUUAUCGGCAACCUGCACCAGAUUGAUAAAUCUGCACCUUAUAACACUUUCACUGAGCUCGGGAAGAAGUAUGGAAGCGUCUAUACACUCUACACUGGUUGGAAGCCGACAGUGGUUCUGUAUGGCUACGAUACACUGAAGGAAGCCCUACUGGGACAGGCCGACGAUUUCAGUGGGAGGGCGAUUGUGCCCGUUUUUGAAAGGGUUGCCCGGAAAAAAGGUUUGGUCUUCUCCAAUGGGCAGCACUGGUUCCACCAGAGAAGGUUCUCCUUGACCACUCUGCGAAACUUUGGGAUGGGAAAGAAGAGCAUUGAAGAAAGAGUGGUUGAGGAGACUAUGGUUCUGGUGGAACUCUUCAAGGCACGCAAUGGGAAACCUUUUAACCCAGGUCCUGAAUUGACUGCUGCAGUUUCCAAUGUGAUCUGCUCCAUCGUCUUUGGAGAUCGGUUUGAUACACAAGAUAAAACCUUCCAGACCUUGCAUACAAUGAUCAGCGAGAACCUCACCUUCCUGGGAAGACGGGGUUUUCAGCUUUACAAUGCAUACCCUGAUAUUCUGAAAUGGCUUCCUGGAGAACAUAACAAGAUCUUCCAGAAUGCCAAAAUGCUGCAGACGUUCCUCAGAGGUCUCAUUGAGAACCACGUUCUGACACGUGAUGCCAACUGCCCUCGAGAUUUUGUGGACUGUUUCUUAAGUAAAAUAGAUGAGGAAGCCAAUAACCCCAGUUCACACUUUACAAUGGAGAGCUUGACCAUGACGACUUUCAAUCUGUUCAUUGCCGGAACUGGAACUACUUCCUCAACCAUCCGCUGGGCCAUUAAGCUUAUGCUGGAAAAUCCAGAAAUCCAUAAAAAGGUGCAGGCUGAAAUAGAUAAUGUCCUAGGCUCAGAGAAAUGGCCUUCCCUGGAGCAUCGUGUGUCCCUGCCAUAUACCAACGCUGUAAUCUAUGAGGUACAGCGAUAUGCAAGCAUUGUCCCCAAUGGCCUCCCCCAUGCUGCCUUGCAAGAUAUAAAAUUUAAAGGAUACACGAUACCAAAGGACACCCAGAUUAUCACAUUUUUACACUCUGCUCUGUAUGACAAAAAAUACUGGGAUAAACCUGAGGAAUUCAACCCAGAUCGCUUCCUGGAUGGGAAUGGGAAGUUUGUGAACAAUGAAGCUCACAUACCGUUUGGAGCAGGUAAAAGGUCCUGUGUUGGUGAAGCAUUAGCAAAGACAGAGAUCUUCAUCUAUUUCGUCAGUCUUAUACAGAGAUUCAACUUGAAAUUUCCCCCGGGGGAACGAGGACCAAUCGGAUUAAUUCAAGGAGGGACCCGCGAUCCGGUGGCGUUUAAUAUCUGCGCUGAAUGGCGCCUUUAAGAUACUUGUGGAAACGUUCUUUGCUCAAUGAAUGCAGACUCGCCCCAUGAUGCUUUGCUUUUACUUAAAUUUUUUUCCUAUGAGAUCUCCGCUUAGGCAGCUUCACGUUAAUGUUUCCUGACGUCUGAAUUUACACAGGUGGAACAGAUGGAGAAGAAUACAUGUUCAGUCUGGGGUACAUCACCUUUAGAAAAUCUGAUUCAUUAUAGUGCUGGUUGAGAAGGGAGAUGGCAUGGUUUGGCUGCUGCCAAGAUGGACGGACACAAACGAUGCCCAACGGCUCUAUUGAUUAUAAUGGGUCAGUUGGGUUUCGGCCAUGAUGUUACUGUACAACUACAACUGCAGAUGUCAUGAGAACAGAGCCUUAACCCAUUUUCUGCUGUCAGCAAGUUGCCAGCUUCCAGUCAGACUGGUUAAUAUGGAAACUUUCCUAGCAACUAGUCUUCCUCAAAUUAACCGCACAUGGAAAUCUGGCUGUAUUUACCGUAGAUCAAGCUUAUUUCUCUUACUGCUGUAUUAAUCAAUUUAUGGGGGAAACCUAGGAUUGUGAAGAUUAUGAUUAUGAAGACUGCUUCAGAGGUGGAAUCCAAGCUUUUCAAACCACCCUGAACUUUGUGCAUUUAUAGGGCAUUACAUUGGAAACCUAUAUGGGCAUUUUACAGUUACAUGAUGAAUCUUCAUCAUGGAAUUCUAUUUCUGACAAAUACACAAAUACUUUUUCCAAAUUAUAGGACACAAUCCCCCAAAAUGUUCGUUAGCAUAAAACCUGUCCUUUUUGUGGUGCGGUUCCCCAGGCUGUUGGCAACUAUACUGUAAGAUCUAACCACCUUUUUACUCUUGUCGUUUAUGGGCCUUAAUCUUGAGAAAGUUUUACGGCGCUGUAAAAUAAUAAACUAUGUCAAGGAGGUUUAU
This is a messenger RNA of Bufo gargarizans (Asiatic toad), 2438 nucleotides long. RefSeq names its product cytochrome P450 2C55-like. Gene Ontology annotation, molecular function: heme binding; iron ion binding; oxidoreductase activity, acting on paired donors, with incorporation or reduction of molecular oxygen, reduced flavin or flavoprotein as one donor, and incorporation of one atom of oxygen. Lineage: Eukaryota; Metazoa; Chordata; Amphibia; Anura; Bufonidae. Gene Ontology annotation, biological process: xenobiotic metabolic process. Bases 63 to 1526 code for a protein of 487 amino acids. The record is from RefSeq and is a predicted model, not a curated record. The transcript is spliced from 9 exons. Gene Ontology annotation, cellular component: intracellular membrane-bounded organelle; cytoplasm.